AUGCUUCUAUCCACACCCAACACCAAGAGUUCCCUCCUUCUCGCUCUGUACCUCCUUACUGGCGCGUCAGCAGUACCCGCCCCCGGCAAAUCGCAUGGCACAGACAUUGAAGAAACCUUUGGUUUCUUACCUGCUAUCUCAGGCGAUGGCCUCGGAACAGAUCCAGUUCUCUGCUUUCCAUCCAGUGAUGACGACGACGAUGAGGACUCAUGUAGUUUCGAUUCAGAUAGUGAUGAGAAACGCGACCUAUUCUCCACGCUUAUGGCUAGAGCCUCUAUGAGCUCUGACGACAAGGAGUCACUGCGACUCCAUAACGAGGCUCGCAAGAAGGUAAAUGUCAAGGGCCUUGUCUGGGACUACAAGCUUGAGGAAGCCGCUCUUACCUGGGCGAGAAAGAUUGCAAAGGCCGGCAAGAUGAAGCAUUCGGAGUCUAAGGACCGUUCUGGUCAGGGCGAGAACUUGGCCUAUGCCUACUCAAGCAAUGGUUUCAAGAACCCCAUCACCGCUGGAACCAAGGGCUGGCUCAAUGAGAAGAAGAACUACAAAGGAGAGAAGAUCCCUAAGGGCAAUUUCACCCAGUAUGGCCACUAUACUCAGUGUGUCUGGGAAAAGUCCACCAAAGUCGGUAUUGCUGCCGCCAGGGACUCCAAGGGCGCUUGGUACACUGUUGCUCGGUAUUCCGGUCCUGGCAAUGUUGCCGGCCAGAAGCCUUACUAG
Fusarium sp. VM40 is the source of this 717-nucleotide messenger RNA. The record is from the annotation of a GenBank genome assembly. Lineage: Eukaryota; Fungi; Ascomycota; Sordariomycetes; Hypocreales; Nectriaceae.